This is a messenger RNA of Neodiprion fabricii, 3344 nucleotides long. RefSeq names its product C-1-tetrahydrofolate synthase, cytoplasmic (gene pug). The coding region runs from base 241 to 3066 and encodes 941 amino acids. Gene Ontology annotation, biological process: tetrahydrofolate interconversion. Lineage: Eukaryota; Metazoa; Arthropoda; Insecta; Hymenoptera; Diprionidae. The record is from RefSeq and is a predicted model, not a curated record. The transcript has 12 exons. Gene Ontology annotation, cellular component: cytosol. Gene Ontology annotation, molecular function: formate-tetrahydrofolate ligase activity; methylenetetrahydrofolate dehydrogenase (NADP+) activity; ATP binding.
UCUCAACUUACAACCUCGAGCCGAGUAGUCGAGUUUAUCUUGUGCUGCUCGCAAGAGUUCAGUAAGCAUUUGAAGGGAGCAAAGAAAAUUGUUACUUGGGAAUAAAAUAGAGAAAAAGAUCGACUGUCGAACGGUGGAUUUCGGAUAGAUUGUCGGAAAUUUUUGUUCAGAAAAAGGAGAAGAAAAGAAAGAAAGAAAAGGUCAUCAAGAAGAAAACAAUAAAACCGAAUUCUAAAUCGAAUGAAAAUGGACCUGCCCGAAACACGUGGCGUCGUCCUUUCCGGCACGGAAUUGGCAAAAGAAAUCCGCAACGCCUUAACCGAAGAUGUAAAAGCCAUGCGAUCCAAGCUACCGAAAUUCGCACCUGGUUUAUCAAUCGUCCAAGUUGGCGGGAGGGAAGAUUCGAACGUUUACAUACGUAUGAAAAUAAAAGCAGCGAGUGAAAUCGGGAUCCAUGCGAAUCACGUUAAAUUACCGAACACAACUACCGAAACGGAAUUAAUCAAUCACGUAAACAAACUUAACGACGAUCCAAAUGUUCAUGGGAUAAUUGUUCAAAUGCCCCUCGAUUCCGUCAACAAAAUCGACUCUCAUGUAAUCACCGACACCGUUUCACCCGCGAAAGACGUCGACGGAUUGAACACAAUAAAUGAGGGUCGCGUGGCGAUCGGAGAUAUGAGUGGAUUUUUACCCUGCACUCCGAACGGUUGCAUCGAGCUAAUCAAAAAGAGCGGAGUUCCAAUAUCGGGAGCAACGGCAGUGGUUUUAGGGCGAAGCAAAAUAGUUGGAACGCCGGUAGCAGAGCUACUGAAAUGGCAGAAUGCGACGGUGACGGUUUGCCACUCGAGGACCAAGGAUCUACCCAAAGUUGUUUCUCAGGCAGACAUUCUUGUCGUUGGCAUAGGUCAGCCAGAAAUGGUCAAAGGGUCGUGGAUAAAACCUGGCGCAGUUGUUAUCGACUGCGGCAUAAACAGUAUACCAGACUCCACGAAGAAGAGCGGUCAACGACUGGUAGGAGACGUCGCGUACGAAGAGGCGUCCAAAGUGGCGUCGUACAUAACACCAGUGCCAGGCGGAGUGGGUCCCAUGACAGUUGCGAUGCUGAUGAAAAACACGGUGAUAUCGGCGCUUCGAUCCGCAGAGAAACUGCUCAGUUCAGCGUGGAGCUUCAAGGCGCUACCGUUGAAGAGAGUCGAGCCGAUACCUAACGAUAUAACGAUAUCGAGGAGCCAAGAGCCGAAGAACAUUGGAGUAUUGGCGGAGGAGAUUGGUCUUAGUCCGAGCGAGUACAGCCUCUACGGCAACAAGAAGGCAAAGAUAAGCCUGCGAGUUCUCGACCGCCUGAAGAGCCAGAAGAACGGAAAGUACGUAGUGGUCGCUGGCAUAACUCCGACUCCGCUGGGCGAAGGCAAGAGCACGACGACUCUCGGCCUCGUCCAGGCUCUCUCGGCACACAAGGGAAAAAACUCGUUCGCUACGCUUCGUCAGCCAAGCCAGGGUCCGACGUUCGGAGUGAAAGGAGGAGCGGCGGGCGGGGGAUACUCGCAGGUGAUACCGAUGGAGGAAUUCAACCUCCACUUAACCGGUGACAUCCACGCGGUCGGUGCUGCGAACAAUCUUUUGGCGGCGCAGAUAGACGCCAGAUAUUUCCACGAGAGUACGCAAUCGGAUAAAGCCCUUUUCGACAGGCUUGUACCGACCGUUAAGGGAGAGAGAAAGUUCUCAAAGAUUCAACUGCGCAGGCUCGAGAAAAUUGGGAUCAAGAAGACAGAUCCUAACUCGCUGACUGAGGAGGAACAAAGGCGAUUCGCAAGGCUGGAUAUCGAUCCUGAAAAUAUCACUUGGACCAGAGUCGUCGAUCUGAACGAUCGAUUCCUCCGUAAGAUAACGAUAGGUCAAAGUCCCACCGAGAAGGGAAAGAGCAGAGAGACGUCCUUCUGCAUAUCGGUUGGCUCGGAGAUAAUGGCUAUUCUAGCGCUCUCGACCAGUGUCGAGGACAUGAAGAAUCGUCUGGCAAACAUCGUGGUCGGUUUCAGCAAGAGCGGAGAGCCUCUCACCGCCGACGACUUUGGAGCCACUGGUGCAAUGGCCGUCCUGCUGAAGGAUGCCAUCGAGCCAACGUUGAUGCAGUCGAUAGAAGGAACACCAGUGCUGGUGCACGCUGGACCGUUUGCAAACAUAGCGCACGGCUGUUCGUCGAUAAUAGCAGAUGCAAUUGGACUGAAGCUUGUCGGCUCCGAUGGAUUUGUGGUGACGGAAGCUGGCUUCGGCUCGGACAUUGGGAUGGAGAAAUUCUUCGACAUAAAGUGCCGCACCUCGGGACACGUCCCUAACGCUGUUGUACUGGUCACGACUGUCAGGGCUCUGAAAAUGCACGGAGGAGGUCCUGCGGUCACUCCAGGAGCGCCGCUCAAGCCGCAAUACGUUACGGAGAAUAUCGAUCUGAUCAAGAAGGGCUUGCCUAAUCUCAUAAAGCACAUCAGCAAUGGAACAAAGUUUGGAAUUCCUGUUGUAGUAGCGAUCAACAGUCACGCGACCGACACAGAAUCUGAAUUGAAUUUGAUCAAGGAAGCCGCUUUGAUUGCCGGAGCUUUUGAUGCAGUGAUUUGCACUCACUGGGCAAAAGGAGGAGAAGGCGCUCUAGAAUUGGCCGACGCGGUCAUUGCUGCCACUAAAAAACCGACUCGUGACUUCAAGCUACUGUACAAUCUCAACACUGGAAUCGAAGAGAAGAUAAAUAUCAUUGCGAAAGAAAUGUAUGGCGCUGGACAAGUCGUUCUAGUUGAUAAGGUGAAGCAGAAAAUUGAAGAGUACACCAAACUUGGCUAUGACAAGCUACCGUUGUGCAUGGCUAAAACAUCGAACUCUCUUACCGGCGACGCUGCAAUAAAGGGAGCUCCGACUGGAUUCACCUUGGAGAUAACAGAUAUAUUCGUAUCGGUUGGUGCAGGAUUUGUUGUCCCUAUGGUGGGCGAGAUCAUGAGGAUGCCCGGUUUACCGACUAGACCCAGUAUCUAUGACAUGGAUUGGAACGGGGAAACGGACGAGAUAGAAGGGUUGUUUUAAUCGCGAACCGAUACUCAAACACAGCGUGAUAUGUUAAGCCAUUCCUUGUUUUUCUUCUAUACACAUUCACGUGGUUGAACACUUGAAUGGAAUUUAGCAUGCAUAUUCAACAUAUGUAAUAUAUCGCAGAGAGGAUACAUCAUUCGAUUUUUGCAUACUUAUUGUCUCACGCUCAUUAUUUUUCUAAAGAUAUACAAUAUCUACUUGUUGUUUAUAUUAAUCUAAACGCACGUUAAGUGCUCAUUUGUUGAUGUUUAUUAAAUACUUUUCUCAUUAUA